This is a messenger RNA of Talaromyces marneffei, 3519 nucleotides long. RefSeq lists its product as uncharacterized. Bases 1 to 3519 code for a protein of 1172 amino acids. The record is from RefSeq and is a predicted model, not a curated record. Lineage: Eukaryota; Fungi; Ascomycota; Eurotiomycetes; Eurotiales; Trichocomaceae. The transcript is spliced from 2 exons. Gene Ontology annotation, cellular component: cytoplasm. Gene Ontology annotation, biological process: chromatin remodeling.
AUGGAAGCUCAAAGACAGGAAGCGUUCAGGAAGCUUCGCCCUGUAUGCGUCGCGCUGAGCUCCGCAGCUUUAAGUUUCCGUACACGACAGAACCAGCCUAGUGAUGUCCAAAAAGCACUAGAUGAGUUGUACGCUGUACUUGAGCCUUUGGGAGGUGAGGCUGCCCUGGACGUAAAACUCGCCGAAUAUGUUUUCUUCCCUCUGUCGCAAGUGUUCAAUCAGGCACAGGCUCUACCUCAGAGAUGCCUAGAGGUUGCAGUCAAAUGCAUUACAGUCCUUGUCACGGAGGGAUGGCGAACUCAGUUAGCCCCCGAAAUGGGGAAACAGUUGCUCAUUCUCAUGACCAUUCUGGUGGGAGGUACGCCAGCCCAGAACCGGGGACAGGUAACUCUAAAACCGGAGUCGGAAGAGCUUUCAGUUGCAAGUUUUAUAUGCAUGGACUCUAUCUUUCAAAUGCUCCAGGGUCCAGUAGCUGAACGCACCAUAUUCAAUGAGAUCGGUUCUGCUACGAUCAUUGAUCAAACUGUCUAUCUACUUCUGGAAGGUAUUUCAGAAGGGGCUUCGGCUGAUGUCCAAAUAGCAGCCCUAUCCGCACUUCAAUCUCUUUUCAGCCGGGUCACAGAUAGAGUCAUCUUGGCAAGUAUAAUGCCUCGUGUUGUCUCAGCCUUGACAAAAAUCGUGAAACCUACCACCAAGACCCGGAGGAGCUUCAAAGUCCUAGAGGGAUCCCUUCGGUUAUUGGAGAGUAUUCUUAGGAGUGUUCUCAAUGAUGAAGCUGUGUAUGGAGAACAGCAAAAACAAAGUAAAGAUGAACCAGGCGACAAACUAGUCCUUGACGAAUCAUGGCUUAAAGCAACGACUGGACAAAUCAAGCUUGCUUUAGCAAAUGUGAUUCAAAUUAGACAGCACGAACGACAAGCAGUGCGCGAUGCUCUUCUCAAUCUCUGUGUGAUGAUAAUAGAAGAAUGUCCAAAGUCUUUGAAGGAAUCACUGUCUCUCAUCGUAGAGACCAUGGUGGUACUCUCAGAUGUUGACGAUGCUAACACUCCGAACGAUGCCUAUACCUCAUUGCUUCAUCUAGCUACGGUACAAGGUCAAACUGUGGACGUCCUCAAGGAUCUACUUUAUAUAUGGACGACUUCCUUUCAGAGGAUCAUGCAAAGCAAUGACGAAGCUGCCAAACAAAGGGCUAUCAAACAAAUCGCCAUCGCUUUCCAAAUUCUCUCGCAAGUACAAUCGAGUUCAACUUUACUAGAAAGCAAUGUCGCGCUUGGGCUUUGCGAUAGUGUUGCGGCAGUCGUUCAAUCAUCAAAAUCAGUGCCUAUGCCUGUGACCUCUUCUUCAGGAGGUGGUCUCGAACUUGCUGUUUUAGGCAGACAGAAUACUUCACAGAUGUUUCCUCCGGUACUUCUCGAACAUCGCAGUCAGCAGCAGACGCUGGCGGAUAUGACAUCCAUGGUGACAAGGCUCAAUCGCACACAGUCGGGCGAAACCAUUACGAGAUAUAUUAUCAACCAAGUUUAUCAGGCUUCUGGUGAUACCAUAGUUGCACCUUUAUGGCUGGCCUUGCAGUUCUUGAGAUCUGAAGGGUCAAGUGGCAUCGACGAAUUCCUCAAUUUUGAUACUUCUUCCACCGUUCCGUCUCGAACCACAAUGAUCGAGGAACUCUAUUCCAUUGCUCUUCCAACUUUGAACGAGCCACCAUCGACCGAACCAAGGGACUGGAGGGUCUCUGCACUUUCAUUAGAAGUCGUGGCUUUGCAAGCCCAACAACUCAAAGAAGACUUUCGGCCGGAAUUGAUAGAUGCCUUGUAUCCGGUGCUGCAAUUCCUUGCUUCGAACAACACUAACCUACAGACGCAUGCUAUGGCGUGUUUGAAUAUAAUCACACAAUCCUGCAAUUACCCAGAUACACGCACAAUGCUGAUUGAGAACGUCGACUAUCUAGUCAACGCAGUGGCUCUCAAGCUCAAUACGUUCGACGUCUCGCCGUAUCCCCCACAAGUUCUUUUGAUGAUGGUCAAGCUUUCUGGGGCCGGUCUUAUACCAUACUUGGAUGAUCUUGUGAGCUCUAUUUUCGGCAUUCUUGAUAUGUAUCACGGAUACCCCAGGCUUGUGGAAUUGCUGUACUCGAGUCUCGCUGCGAUUGUUGAAGAGGGUACCAGAAGCCCUGAAUUGCUGGCGAUCACCGGGGACGGUCAAGAAAACCUCGUAGAGCACAAAAAACAGGCAUACGAUCCACUGUCAGUAACAAGAUUGGUGAAUGAUAUUUCUCGUAGGAAAAUCAAACGAGCACGUAUCGAAGAAAUCGACUCCCAGCUAGACGAAGAACUAUUGCCACACCCUCGACGUCCUUGGACACGCGAACUAGACGGACCUCCGCUUCCCAAAGAAGACGAAGACAAAAACAUCGAAGAACUUCUCAACGAGACCAUCAACCCUCUAGACGAGCCUGACGAAUCUCUCCCUCCACCCAAAGAUCCCGAAGACGCCCCCAAGCCUCUCAGCAAAUCACACAAUCUACUCCUACAAAUAGUCAAAUCUAUACCUCCACAUCUAGGCUCACCCUCGCCCUUCCUGAGGCGAUCACUCUUAUCCCUUCUCAAUCAGGCUCUCCCCGUCUUGUCGAAAAAUCAGACAAGUUUUCUCCCGCUUAUCAAUGAGUUAUGGCCGCCGGUUAGUUUACGAAUUGCGCCUCCUUCUGCCACAGGGUCGGCGUCUAUCUACCUUACAACAAAGGCAUCGACGACUUCAUCGUCGACGGAUAUUAUCUCUCGAACACCCAAACCAGACGAUGACAGCAUAAUCAAAGAAGAAACAUUCGUCACCGCCGCAGCCUGUGACGCCGUGACCAGCAUGUGCGAACUAGCAGGUGACUUCAUGGCGUCGCGCGUAGCAGGCGAAUACCCACGCUGGCGCCGCUUAUAUCUCGACAACUGGAACAAAGUCCUAGUCGACGUAGAAAGGAAUCUUGAACGCCAAUCCAGAUGGCAACAGAAAUCAAAGGAUACAUCAUUGGCGUUGUUCAACCCUGCGAUUCCGGACCUGAGUUUGUCCAAUAGAACCGCCCGCUCUUUUACACAACAUCAUAUCCUCUGGCGCUCCCUUCUGGCCUUGUUCGUGAAUGUGCUCGCUCACGUGCGGAUUCCACUGUCUAUCGGCGAUGAACUCUGCGAGUUUCUUGGAGGAUGGAUUAUGAAAUUCGUCGGACCAAAAUACUACUUUUAUUAUUACAAUCGGAUUACAUCCCAUCAGGGGCAGCAGCAAGCUAUCCAACAACUCCCCGAAAGAGGAGAAGAGGAUAUGCACCUUGUCAAUAAGGCGUUGCAGGCGAUGGAGGCAUGGAAUAAGGACCUGACGUGGUUUAUUUUUUGGCAAGGGUUGGUAUCUGAAAAUGCUACGGCGACUGCGAUGCCAGGAGAGGUAGAUCGUUGGCAAUUGCCAAAGGACCUGGGACGGUUUAAUGACAAUGCUGUUAAGGGAGAGAGAUGGAAGUUUGCGUCUGUAGAGGUCGUAUAG